GGCCCGCCGCGCGGGGGCGGGUCCAAGUGCCGGGCACCAGGAGCCCAGGGCGCCGGCGCAGUAGCAGUAGCGUGAGCCGGCUCCCUGUACCCGGCCGCCGCCGCUGGGGGGAGGCCUAGCUCGCCCCACGUGUGCGCAGCCGGCCGGGGACGGAUGACCAUGUGUUUUCGCCGGUGUGGCAGCGGGAGCCCCCCGGAGCAGCCCGCGCGCCGCGGCGGCGUGUGAGCCCCGGAUCCUGCCGCGCCGCGGAGAGACCAGCCUCCCCCCUUCCCGGCUGCUAUGCUGUGGGAUAACGCGGACGCCCCGGGAAACUCCAACCCUCCCCGCCUUGGUCCCGCUCUCCUCCUCCUCCUCCAUGAGCACCUCUGCGGCAGCCCCGGUGCGGGUGAUGCCCGCCGGGCACCCUGAGCAGGCAGUGGCGGCUCCUGCAGCGAGCGGGGCCGGUGGGGCUCAGCCGGCACCUGCCCUGCUCUGCUCUCAGAGCACGGUGCCCCCUGCCUCUGUCUCCGCGGCUGGCGCUCCCGCGGGGGCCCAAGCAGUUGCCUUGAGCCACGCAGUGACUAAGGUUCCCAUCAGCCUGGUGCCUGCCGUUUCCCAGCAGUCACGGGUGGUGGCUGCCCCCGUGGGGACGCUGGUGGCUAAAGUGGCCACUGUCACCGCUGCCCAGCAGCCACCCAAGAACUCUGGUGGGCCUAGGCUGGCUGCUCCGCAGACCGUGGCUCCCAAAGCCCCCCAGACCACUACAAUACAACUGCCUGCAAACUUCCAGAUCCCACCAGGUACAGUUCUUAUCAGAAGUAACAGUGGUCAAUUAAUGUUAGUAUCUCAACAAGCAAUAGCUCGAGCACAGAGCCAGUCACAAAAUAACACAGGUGCAAGACCAUCAAUACCUACCAGCACACCCUCAGUCAGAAUAUGUACUGUACAGAACACUGGCACCCAUUUAGUAAAAAAAGUAGUAACUCCUCCUCUGAAAACAGUAUCUCAAGCAACAAAUUCAGUUGCAUCUACUGAUCAAAGACCUGCUAUAGUACAGCCAGCAGCUGCAACUAACAGUGUUACGACAGUUACUGCUGUUAAACCUCCAGGUACUGGAACACCUGUAAAGCUUCCAGUCACAGGACCUCCUGCACCAUCUGUCUCCCAAAAGCCAAUCUCUGUCAAAGAAGAGGGCACAACAGUAGCACAGCCCAACACUUCCACAGAAAUGCUAGAGAAUGUGAAGAAAUGCAAGAAUUUUCUUGCAACGUUAAUAAAGCUGGCAUCUAGUGGACCUCAAGCCCCAGAAAUGGGACAGAAUGUGAAGAAUCUGGUACAACAUUUAUUGGAAGCAAAAAUUGAACCAGAAGAAUUUACAAAAAAGCUGUAUGUUGAACUCAAGUCUUCUCCGCAACCAUAUCUAGUUCCUUUCCUCAAGAAAAGUAUGCUUGCCUUACGGCAGCUAAUGCCCAAUGCCCAGAGUUUUAUCCAGCAGUGUAUUCAGCAGCAGGCUACAACACAAGCAGCUGUUUCUACCUGUGUCUCUGCAGCACCAACUUCCUCCACAGUAGUGACCACCUCAGCUCUGGCAAAAACUUCUGUUCAGCCCAUAAAACCAGUCCCUGCUUCUGCCGUGGUCACAGGCUCUCAGACUGUAAAACCUGUCCCCUCCACAUUGGUGACAGCAGCAGCAGCUUCCCUCCAGACUGUGAAACCAGUGACAGCCCCUCUUCAUCCUGCAAAUCCAGUCCCCACGUCUGCAGUGGCAACAACCUCUCUCCAGGCUGUGAAACCUGUCUUUGCAUCUGCAGUGGCGACCACAACGACAACCCCUCUUCAGCCUGUGAAAUCAGUCAUUGGGACACCUAUCAGUAUUAAAAUUACCCAGCCGAACUCUAUUGUGGCACAGUCAGUUCAUGCUCAACAGACAGUUAGAGUGAAACAGCUGGUAGUCCAGCAGCCAUCAGGAGGCAUUGUUAAACAAGUGGCCACGCUUCCACAAACAGCAACACUGACUCUCCAGAAACCUGGCGAAAAAAGGAUGCCAUUAAACGCACUAAUUCAGACUAAUCAGUUUCCUGCAGGUUCCUUUCUGAAACAAAUUACACUGCCAGGAAACAAAAUUCUGUCGCUUCAAGCAUCUCCUGUUCAGAAAAAUAAAAUAAAAGAGAAUGGAACAACAUCCUUCAGAGACGAAGAUGACAUCAAUGAUGUGACUUCUAUGGCUGGGGUCAACCUGAGUGAAGAGAAUGCAUGCAUAUUGGCAACAAAUUCUGAAGUGGUCGGUACACUGAUCCGAUCUUGUGCAGAUGAACCAUUUCUCUCCUCAGAGGCUUUGCAAAAGAAGAUCUUAGACAUAGGUAAAAGGCAUGACAUUAUGGAACCUAACUCUGAUGUUGUGAACUUGAUCUCCCAUGCUACACAGGAGAGAUUACGAGGGCUCCUAGAAAAACUGACUGUAAUUGCUCAGCAUCGAAUGACAACCUAUAAGGAGAGUAAUAAGUAUAUCAUAUCUAGUGACACCAGAGCACAACUUAGAUUUCUUGAGAAACUGGAUCACAUGGAAAAACAGAGAAAGGAUGAAGAGGAACGAGAAAUGCUUUUACGAGCAGCCAAGAGUCGUUCCAAUAAAGAAGAUCCAGAACAGCUGCGAUUAAAGCAGAAAGCAAAAGAGAUGCAACAGUUGGAGCUGGCACAGAUGCAACAAAGAGAAGCCAAUCUCACAGCUUUGGCAGCGAUUGGGCCAAGGAAAAAAAGACCACUGGAUUCACCAAAUCUUGGAUCUGGGCUUGAGAUAAACCUGCUGAUUGGGAGAUGGAUAGACUGCAUAUUCAAGGAAUGUCUUCCCAGCAUUUAGAUACUCUGGCUGUGUGGUUUUUUGUGCCUUGAAUAAUAGGAUCUCCUGGAUUAUUUUUAAACACUUUUAGACAAAUAACUGUACAUGAAUGGUUAUACUGUUCCAGUUCCUCUUUGCCGUGUUUACCAUGUGUUAAUACUUGAGUCCAUUCUCAGACACUGCUGUCUUUGUGAGAAGACCAAAUCUGAAGCAGAAGAGUGGUUGUGGGUGGGAAUGAGGGCUUCACUGUGUCUUUACCCAAAAUAGUGUAUUCCUAUGGUAUUCUGUGCCAUACAUACCCAUUCUUUUGUGUACAGCAGCUUGGAAAUUUUCUGACAAAACGGAAAAUGUUGGUUCAGUGAACCCAAAAUGUUUUGCAAACAUGGUUCAGGUUGUGGAAUUUUGUUGAAUC
Molecule: messenger RNA, 3227 nt
Organism: Chelonia mydas (Green sea turtle)
Lineage: Eukaryota; Metazoa; Chordata; Testudines; Cheloniidae
Gene: TAF4B
Product: TATA-box binding protein associated factor 4b
Exons: 15
Coding region: 356-2836 (826 amino acids)
Biological process (GO): transcription initiation at RNA polymerase II promoter; DNA-templated transcription
Cellular component (GO): transcription factor TFIID complex
Molecular function (GO): RNA polymerase II general transcription initiation factor activity; DNA binding; protein heterodimerization activity
Source: RefSeq, a predicted model, not a curated record